This is a messenger RNA of Trematosphaeria pertusa, 899 nucleotides long. RefSeq lists its product as uncharacterized. Gene Ontology annotation, molecular function: hydrolase activity. The coding region runs from base 95 to 445 and encodes 116 amino acids. NCBI's taxonomy places the organism in Eukaryota, Fungi, Ascomycota, Dothideomycetes, Pleosporales, Trematosphaeriaceae. The transcript has a single exon. The record is from RefSeq and is a predicted model, not a curated record.
CAGCCAUAUGUACAAUGGGCAGUCUUGUGAUACUUCGGAUGAAGAUGGAGUUGAGUCACCGAACUAGGUGGUCGGCGCAAGGACGCGGUACGGUAUGGGGGAUCGCACGAAAUCGUCGAUAACAGAAAACAAAGAAGGUGUCAGGAAAUGGCUAGCCUCAUAUCUGCGCGACAAAAACUUCACAGUAGAGAUGCAAGAGGUCUCAGAGAAGCGGUACAACCUGCUGGCCUACGGAAAGAAGCGCGCAACGACGAUACUAGUCUCCUCACACAUCGAUACCGUCCCACCGUUCUGGCCAUACUAUUAUAAUAUGAUGUCGGACAUCAUUGGAGGGAGAGGAUCGGUCGAUGCGAAGGGCAGCGUGGCAGCGCAAAUAAUCGCGGUACAGGGCCUGCGCGAACGCCCAAGGCGAUCACAGAACUACGAAGUCGUAAUCUUCGGCUAACCGACAGGCAAAGCUGGUGUGUGGGCACAAGGGCAUCCCUGGCUCGGCGUGUCUGCGAACGAUGGUCUGGUUGAGGCGCUGGGGAGCCUGCUAGAAUUGAGGGAGCAUCUGCCAUGGAGUACGAAGUAUGGAAAUAUAACGAUGGAUUUCGGAAAGGUGCAGGGAGGCGUGGCCGCCAACGUUGUGGCCGAGACUGCCAGCGCAGGAAUCGCCGUGCGCCUUACAGCCGGAACCCCCAAGAUCAUCCAAGGGCUCGGCGACCUGGAGAUCUAGUGGACAAGCGAAGGCUACCCGCCAGUCGACAUAAACUGCGAUAUCAAAGGUUUCGAAACCAUGACCGUGAACUACGGGACUGAUAUUCCGAAUCUGGAGGGCAAUCAUAAGAGGUAUUUGUACGGACCUGGGAGUAUCUGUGGCGCAUUCGGACCAUGAAGCGCUUAAGAGGAAAGAGUUG